AUGGCUGAACCCCAAAAGUCACUUGUGAUUAAGCUUUACAUGAAUGGUGCAAAACGUUCAGGAACCGUCCAAGAAGGGUGCCAACAGAUGGAGAUCGCUGAUUUUCGUUACAAGAAAAUGAGAAACAAGGCUUCUGAAAUUUCUCCGCCACUGGAAAAGAAUAGAACUACUAAACACCCACCAAAUAAAUCUUUCAUCAAAGAAAACUCCGGAAGAAUGUCAAGAACUGCAUCCCAAGUUUGUGAGUUGGACAAUGAAGGUGCAGGGUGCAAGAAAGAGAAGAAAAAAAGGGCAUAUAACAUGGACAGAAACAACAAGAUGCAGUGUUGGGUGAUCUUGCAGAGGUUGAUGGUAGAAAGAGAUAGUUGGGCUUUCAAACAACCUCUUGAUGUUAAGGUCUUCGAGUUUCUUGAUAACCCUGAGGCUGUAUCCAAGCCAAUAGGUUUGAAGGAUAUUGAGUGGUGA
Gastrolobium bilobum is the source of this 465-nucleotide messenger RNA. RefSeq lists its product as uncharacterized. NCBI's taxonomy places the organism in Eukaryota, Viridiplantae, Streptophyta, Magnoliopsida, Fabales, Fabaceae. The transcript has a single exon. Gene Ontology annotation, molecular function: protein binding. Bases 1 to 465 code for a protein of 154 amino acids. The record is from RefSeq and is a predicted model, not a curated record.